UUUUCCCUUUCUCCCCGUCUUCUCCCUUUCCCUCUCCCAGUUCACCGCAGCACAAGCGAAUGGGCCUUGGGAUGCGCACCUCUCCGGCCUGGCCACCCCCAGUCCCCACUCCAGUCGCACGGAUCCUCUCCAUUGGGAGGAACGAGCCAUUUGUACAUUUCCCACACCAGUGAUUCUAUGUCUUCAUUCAUAAAUCCAGUGACUUGCCAUGGCUCUCCUCCCCAGGUGCCCACACACCUUUCUCCACGGCUUCCCUGCCAAACAGGAUGCCAAGGGGAGGCCCGGCGCCAGGCUGGGAUCUGCAGGGACCAGUUGGGAGGCAUCCCGCUGUCCUCCCCCUCGCAGCUGCCUUGCCUCUGAGCUGCCACCCCAAGCUGACUCACCCAGAGGAGAACUGCGGGGUGGUGGCAGGAGGAGGAGUUGAGGUGGGGGGAGGAAACCCGCCCUCGGCGGCUGCACACUUAGCCUAGACGCAGCAGAGCUGGGGACAGUUAAUUACAGAGAGCGGCUGCCGGCUUUGGGGCGCCCUGGCUUGGCCUCCUUCGCGGCACUACUGUGCUUGCUAGGCUCCAAGUUGACGCGACUUUUCCAAGAGUAUCUGGAAGGCCUGAAUAGAAACUUCAGGGGUUCCGGGACCGGCCGGGCCGAAGGAGCUUCCCUUCCCCACGCCCUCGCCCUUCCAGGGAUCAGCCUGGCCAGGGGCGCGCCUUGGCGCGAGGUGGGCACCGCGCUGGCUCAGCGGAGACCAGAGUUUGGGGAAGGCUUCCUGCCCACUGAAAAGACUUUGCGGGAGCUAGGGCCCAGGGCACGGGGGCGUCGGCGGGGGUCUGCGCGGCAGGAGGGGUGCGCGCUGCCUGCGAGCUCCCGCCCGGGGCGGUCUCCACCUCCUCUGGCGCUCGGACCUAUGAGUGCGCGGCUCAACUUCCAGCUCCGCGGCCCGGGAGGUGAGCGCGUGUGAGCGCCGAGGGGCGCGGGACCUCCAAACUCCUUCGCGGGACCCAGACCGCCCGCGCCGUCGCCGCCCGCGGUCCGCGCCGCCCCGACGGGAUGCCCGCGGCCAUGCUGCCCUUCGCUUGCGUCCUGGUGCUGCUGGGAGCUAGCACCACGGAGGCCAUGGGGAGCAGCCGCUUGCGCUGGGAGCCCCGCUGCCAGCAGCCAGUGUCCGAGGGCACGCCUGUCACUGCCGUCUUGCCCCCGCGCCUCGAUGGGCCCUGGAUCUCCACUGGCUGUGAAGUGCGCCCAGGACCAGAGUUCCUCACCCGCUCCUACACCUUCUACCCCAAUCGCCUCUUCCGCGCCUACCAGUUCUACUACGGGGACCCCUCCUGCCAAGAGCCCACCCACUCACUGCUCAUCAAGGGCAAAGUCCGCCUGCGCCGGGCCUCCUGGGUCACCCGGGGUGCCACAGAAGCUGACUACCACCUGCACAAAGUGGGCAUUGUCUUCCACAGCCGCCAUGCCCUGCUUGAUGUCACCAAGCGCGUCAACCAGACUUGGGCGGACCAGGACUGUGUGGGGCGGCUGCCCCAGGCCAGAGCCUGGCUGCCUGGGGCAAUGUACGAGCUGCCGAGCACCCGGGCCCAGGGGGACUGCAUGGCGGCGCUGGGCUUCAGCAUGCACGAGCUCAGCCUGGUCCGCGUGCAACGCCACCUGCAGCCACAGCCCCGGGCUGUGCCCCAGCUGGUCGAGGAGCUCUACCUGGGAGACAUUCACACCGACAGGGCAGAGAGGCAGCACUACCGGCCCACGGGGUACCAGCUCCCGCUGCAGAGCGCCCUGCACCACGCGCGGCCCUGCCCCGCCUGCGCCCUCGGAGGCUGGGCCGUGGGCGUCGAGCGCGACGUCACGGCCACCAACGGGUGUGCGGCGCUGGGCAUCCGGCUGCCGCACGUCGAGUACGAGCUCUUCAAGGUGGAGCGCGACCCCCGCGGGCGGAGCCUGCUCUUCAUCGGACAGAGGCCCUCGGACGGCUCGAGCCCCGACACCCCGGAGAAGCGCCCCACCUCCUACCAGGCCCCGCUGGUGCUGUGCGGGGGACACGCCCGGGACGCCCCCAGGCCCGCGCCGCACAGGCCCCCCAGCCGCGGGGGCCCGUGCCUCCGAGCUGUCCCUGUCCCCCUUCUGCUCCUGCUUCCGGGGCUGACCUUCCUCGGGCUAUGACCUCAUCGGCCUCCUGCUCCAAGGCGGCCGGACAGCGCUGAGCCUCGGACUCCCGCCAGGCCGGAGCCCCUCGCCGUCCGGGAAGGAUCGGCUGUCCUCCUGCCCCUGUGCCGGGCGCCGUGGGCGGCCUGGCCAGCUGUCGGCUCAGCCUGCGCCCCACGUGGCUACCUGCGAAGUCCGGCUGCCCCUGGAUGCGGGAUGAUGGCCCCUGCUGUCUGAGUUUCUAAACGCUCGCCCCGGUUUUCACACUCUCCUCAGCUUUGGUAGUUGGAGGACAGGUGCCAGCCAGGGGGCCACCCUGAGGGUCCCUGCCCAACGGCUCCCUGCCCCGCUCUCUUCCUCGCCCUUGAGAUUGUGGAAUGGGACGGCUGAGAUCCUGCGGAGCCUUUGGGUUGUGGUUUAAAGUUUAUUAACUCAGACUUAGCAACACAGACUCAGAGCGAGACCAUGAAUUAAAGAUGCCGCUUCAGGCUUUCAGUACUUCUCAGCUUUCUGGUAAAGGGCUGGUCUCUUUGGGGGCGACUCGGCUUCUUGAGUUCUGACUGCUGGCAUUUGCCGGCAUCUGCCUGUGCUUCUGCGAAUCAAACCUCAAGCUGUCAGCGCUGCGUGCGGAUAAAUCCAGUCCUCCAGGGCCAGUGUGCAAGAGGAGAGGGCUCCAUCUGAGCUGAGACUUGUGGCCUCCUCCGGCAGGCCGCGGCCUCUGAGGCUGCCUCCCCGCAGAACACCAGCGAGCGCGGGGCUGCGCUGGGGGCAGGUCUGUGGAGGAGAGCCGCGUUCCCAGCCUUUGAAAAGUAAUUAAUACUAAUGACAGCAGCAGCACCAACAUGCUCUGUAAUUAGCCCUGCGCCACCAUCCUAGUUUGCAGAUUUUCUGUGCUGGGCUGACAAAGGAGAGACUCCAGGCUACAUCUUUGGGGCCACCCUAGAAGGGGUCAAGGACCCCACCAGGCCCAGGGAGCUUGGCCUCACCCAGCUGCCUCACUGCAACACUAAUGUACUGGUGCCCUCAGUUCAGCGGGGUGUGUCAUGGUGGGGACAGGCCCUGGCCCUCUGCCCAGACUGUGGAAUGAACCGGCAUGGUGGUAGGCUGGAGAGUUCACCCUCUUCCUCCUCCCGAUCCCUAUCGCUGACUGCUGUCCCAGACCUUGAAGAACACUCUUUUGUGAGGCUCAUGACGCCUUCCCAGGGAAGCCCUUGUCCUCGCUGAGAUUGCGGAGUCUUCGAUCAACCCGCUAAAAUUGCUCAAACGUAUUACUCAUUGUUGAGGGGACAUGAAACCCCACCAAUAUGCUCUGUAGGGCUCAGACAGCUAUGAGUGUCCCUGGCAUAUGUACCAAAGUACAAGAAAGAACUAGAUUAUUUAUGGUCUUAGGCAGCACUGGGAUGGGCGAGUUCCCAGCGGGGAUGAUGGUGCCUGUCGACAGUAUGUCCACAGUUGAGCAGGUCCUGUAUCUGAGGCUUGAAGGAAGCAUGACACCAUUUAUCAUCAAAUUUGAAUCUUUUAAUAAAAUUAAACAGCCUGAAAAAUGUUCUUGCUGGCUAUUAAAGUCAACCAAGGGGAUUAAGGUUCUAACGAAAGGAACUGAAGCGUCCGACAGGGGAUGUGUGAAGGAGAAUAAAACCAGUGGAGGGAAA
Molecule: messenger RNA, 3794 nt
Organism: Chinchilla lanigera (long-tailed chinchilla)
Lineage: Eukaryota; Metazoa; Chordata; Mammalia; Rodentia; Chinchillidae
Gene: Apcdd1l
Product: adenomatosis polyposis coli down-regulated 1-like
Biological process (GO): negative regulation of Wnt signaling pathway
Cellular component (GO): plasma membrane
Molecular function (GO): Wnt-protein binding
Source: RefSeq, a predicted model, not a curated record